AUGGCGUCGCCUCUCAGAGCCACCGCCAGCAGCGGGCGUCUCCAGCAGCGGUCGCCAACGACGCACGCCGUCGUGCCUCUCGACCAGCCGCUGCUGCCCUUCCGCCUAACGUCUCCGCUCGACUCCACCGCGUUAGUGCGCGCUGACGACUCGACGGCGUCGCUACGAACAGCGAUAGAUGACGAACGUCUGUCGCUCGAAGGCCACGUGUCGCGCGAGGUGGAAGAAGGGCGGUGGAAUCGCGCACAGACGUCGCCUACGAUCCGCCCAUCCCCGCCGUCCGUCCCCGCCCGCCUGCCAUCCUCGCAAUCCCGCUGGCCGCCGCACCGCCUUCCUGCUCGCACCGCGUUCCUCGCCCUCGUCGCCCUCCUCGCCGCGCUGCUCGCUGGCGGCUCGCUGCUGCUCUCGCGGUCGCCGCUGCCGCCGCUGAGCGACCUGCUUGCGACCACCGGCGACACAGGCGACAGGCCCCCAGACGACACUGUGAGAUCUGACCUGCUGGCGCAGAAUGGGAGCGCGGGUGAUCGGAUGGCAGCUAGUGCGAUGGAGAGCGGUGAGGAGGGUGGGACCAGCGAGAAUGGCGCGAAGAGAGCAGACGCGGAGGAGACGAGGCGCAGGGAUAAGGAGGGGGACGCUGGCGCAAGAGGGGAGGCGGAUGGGGUGGUGCGCGGGAAGGAGAGUGAGGGCGGAAAGGAUGGUGUGAGCGGAAAGGAGGGUGUGGGCGGAAAGGAGGGUGUGGGCGGACUGGAGGGUGUGGGCGGACUGGAGGGUGUGGGCGGAGGGGAGGGUGUGGGCGGAGGAGAGGGUGUGAGUGGUGGCGAGGGGGUGUUCGAAAGAGCCAAAGGCGUUAUGCCAGAAGUGGGCGAGCACGAGGGGGUGAGUGCAGCAGCUCCGCCAGCCAGCGCUGCGCGCCGUCCAGCCCCGAACCCCUCAGCACCAUCACGAGCGCUUCACCCUGCGUGCGACCUGUCACAGGGCACAUGGGUGCCCACCACGCGCCCACCGCUCUACUCGGGGGCCAACUGCUCGUGGCUCAGCCCGCAGUGGGCGUGCCGCAGGGCGCCCGACCGCCCCUCCUUCCACCACGAGGCGCUGCUCUGGCGCCCCUCGCACUGCGACGUGCCACCGUUUGACCCGCUUGACUUCCUCCACCGCCUGCGCCACCGCGCCCUCGCCUUGGUGGGCGACUCGCUGGCCCAGCAGCAGUUCCAGUCGCUGCUCUGCCUGCUCGCGUCUGCCGCGCCAGGGGGCACGGAGGACGUGGCGGGCGAGUGGGGGUUCGUGAACAUGCCCGUGAAGAGCAAGUACAAGCGCAUGCGCCCCACCGGCUAUGCCGUGCGCUUCCCCGCCACCAACACCACCAUCGUCUUCUCCUGGUCCUCCUGCCUCUGCAAGAUAGCGUACUACAACGAGAGUGACAUGCUGGAGGGCGGCGCCGCCAUGCACGUGGAUCAACCCGACGACUUCCUGCAGACCCACCUGCACCGCCUGGACGUGGUCGUCAUGAACAGUGCUCACCACUGGAGCAGGUGGGCGGGAGAGGCAUGGGAUACGAGCAUGCCGCACAAGGUGCGAGACAGCAAGUGGGAUGUGCACAUUGCAGGGCAGCCCGUCAACAUCGAUGACCCUGCGCUGCACCUUGAGGUGCACGUUGAUGCGCCACCGCUGCCACACGCCCAUGCGGAUAACAGCAGCAGUAGUGAGGGCGAGGGCAGUGAGGGCGAGAGAGGGAGCGGGCAGCGCAGCACGGUGCGCAUAGAGGGCAGCAGCGGCGUCAUGCACGCCUUGCAGCGCAUCGCCCUGCGCUCCACCAUGGCCUGGCUGCACCGCCACGUCGCACCCAUGGGGGGUGGCCAGAGCCAAGCGGAGUCAGGGCAGGGUCAGGGGGCGCAGGGGGGUGAGGGAGUAGUAGAGGAGCCUGGGGGUGGGGAGGGCGGGGCAGCUGCAGCAGAAGGGGGUGGUGGCAGCAGAGGGGCGAGGAGGAGGAGGAGGGCGCCGCUGCUGCUGCUGCGCACGGCGUCACCGCGGCACUUCUUUGACGGCGAGUGGAACACACGCGGCCACUGCGACCACAAACACGACCCCCUGUCCCUGUCCGCCGUGCUGCCCCUCAACUCAUCGCGCGACCGGGCGGCAGAGCAGGCGGUGGCGGGGCUGCCGUCCGUCCACCUGCUCAACACGUCGCACCUCUCCUCCUUCCGCCCUGACGCACACCCGUCUCAGUGGGGGUACCUGCUGGAUGCGGCCCACCAGGACUGCCUGCAUUGGUGCCUGCCCGGCGUGCCCGACACCUGGAACCAGCUUGUGUACGCCCACAUGCUCAUGAGAGACAUGCAGCAGGGGGGAGAGGAUGGGAUGAGGGGUGUGGAGGGCGAUGGAGGGGAGAGAGGGGCGGAGGGAGCCGUGGGGGUGACGAGGAGGGGAGAUGAGAGGGCAGAGAAGGAAGGUGCCAACAGUAAGACACCCUAG
Molecule: messenger RNA, 2469 nt
Organism: Closterium sp. NIES-65
Lineage: Eukaryota; Viridiplantae; Streptophyta; Zygnematophyceae; Desmidiales; Closteriaceae
Source: the annotation of a GenBank genome assembly